ACACUCUGUGGCAAAUGAACUUGAGAUCAAGGGAAUCAAUUGAGUCGGGACAUUAUCCUGUCCGUGAAGGUGAACCAGAUUGUUCCUACUACAUCAGGACUGGUCUCUGUAGGUUUGGAUCAACUUGCCGAUUUAACCAUCCUCCUAAUAGGAAACUGGCCAUUGCCACGGCAAGGAUGAAAGGGGAGUAUCCAGAAAGAAUGGGACAACCAGAAUGCCAGUACUACUUGAAGACUGGAACUUGCAAAUUUGGAGCCACAUGCAAGUUUCACCAUCCUAAAGACAAGGCUGGGAUUGCUGGAAGAGUUACCCUAAAUGUCUUGGGCUAUCCACUUCGCCCGAAUGAGGCUGAAUGUGCUUAUUACAUGAGAACUGGACAGUGCAAGUUUGGAAGUACCUGUAAAUUUCACCAUCCCCAACCUUCUAACAUGAUGGUCUCUUUACGUGGCUCCCCUACUUAUCCUCCUGUUCCUUCUGCAACAACUCCUGGUCAGCUGUCCUAUCCCUUGUCCAGAGGAUCUUUUAUCCCUGGUGCACGCUGGCAGGCUCCGUCAAGUUACACUCCAUUGAUAAUGCCUCAGGCAGUAGUAUCAGUUCCAGGAUUUGCAUACAGUGGUCAGAUGGGAUCGAUUUCUUCUCCCGAGGGCCAGCAACAGACAGCUGGAAAUAGCCAGGUUUAUGGAACUUCACGAUCCGGUGAUGCAGUAAAUAUGGGAUCCCAAGGAGUUACUUCCCCAUAUCGUCCAGCUUCUGUUCCUAUGGGGUACUAUGCAUUGCAGGGGGAGAAUGUCUUCCCUGAACGACCUGGGCAGCCUGAAUGCCAGUUUUACAUGAAGACUGGAGACUGCAAGUUUGGUGCUGUUUGUAGAUUCCAUCAUCCGAGGGAAAGGCUGAUACCUCCUCCUGACUGCAUGUUAAGUCCCAUUGGACUUCCUUUACGCCCUGGAGAACCGUUGUGUAUUUUCUAUUCCAGAUAUGGGAUCUGCAAAUUUGGCCCAAGUUGCAAGUUUGAUCACCCAAUGACGGUAUUCACUUAUAGCAUCUCAGCAUCAUCUCCCACUGAUGCUCCUGCAGUUCAGCGUCUAUUGGGUUCAUCAUCAGGAACCAGUGCGUUGACCUUGACUUCAGAAGGGCUUGUUGAAGCAGUGUCAACGAAGCCCAGGCGACUAUCACUCUCAGAUACAAGAAAGAUGCCACCUGGUGAUAAUAACAUUGACAGAGAGGGAUGAUUUUUA
Messenger RNA from Nicotiana tabacum (common tobacco), 1235 nucleotides. The record is from RefSeq and is a predicted model, not a curated record. Lineage: Eukaryota; Viridiplantae; Streptophyta; Magnoliopsida; Solanales; Solanaceae.